This is a messenger RNA of Diceros bicornis minor, 4001 nucleotides long. RefSeq names its product laminin subunit beta 3 (gene LAMB3). The record is from RefSeq and is a predicted model, not a curated record. Gene Ontology annotation, biological process: axon guidance. Gene Ontology annotation, cellular component: basement membrane. The coding region runs from base 1 to 3564 and encodes 1187 amino acids. The transcript has 23 exons. Lineage: Eukaryota; Metazoa; Chordata; Mammalia; Perissodactyla; Rhinocerotidae.
AUGUGGUUCCCUGAGGCUGGGUGCUCACAAAGCGUGGCUGGGUCAACUUUGCAGAUAAGGAGCAAAAAGAAUGCAGUCUUGCCCAGCCUCGUGUGUGCCCAGCAAGCCUGCUCCCGUGGGGCCUGCUAUCCGCCUGUUGGGGACCUGCUCAUUGGGAGGACCCGGUUUCUCCGAGCUUCAUCCACUUGUGGACUGACCAAGCCUGAGACCUACUGCACCCAGUAUGGCGAGUGGCAGAUGAAAUGCUGCAAGUGCGACUCCAGGUUGCCUCACAAUUACAAUAGUCACCGGGUGGAGAACGUGGUUUCAUCCUCAGGCCCCGUGCGCUGGUGGCAGUCACAGAACGAUGUGAACCCUGUCUCUCUGCAGCUGGACCUGGACAAGAGAUUCCAGCUUCAAGACAUCAUGAUGGAUUUUAAGGGGCCCAUGCCCGCCGGGAUGCUGAUCGAGCACUCCUCAGACUUCGGCAAGACCUGGCAGGUGUACCAGUACCUGGCUGCCGACUGCACCUCCACCUUCCCCCGUGUCCGCCAGGGCCAGCCUCAGAGCUGGCGGGAUGUUCGGUGCCAGUCCCUGCCCCAGAGACCUAACGGGCACCUAGAAGGGGGGAAGGUCCAACUUAACCUCAUGGAUUUAGCCUCUGGGAUUCCAGCAACCCAAAGUCAAAAAAUUCAAGAGCUGGGCGAGAUCACAAACUUGAGAGUCAACUUCACCAAGCUGGCCCCUUUACCCCAGAGGGGCUCCUAUCCCCCCAGCGCCUACUAUGCAGUGUCCCAGCUGCGUCUACAGGGGAGCUGCUUCUGUCACGGCCACGCUGACCGCUGCGCCGCCAAGCCUGGAGCCCCUGCCAGCCCCUCCACCACUGUGCAGGUCCAUGAGGUCUGCGUCUGCCAGCACAACACCGCCGGUCCCAAUUGUGAACGCUGUGCCCCCUUCUACAACAAUCGACCCUGGAGACCUGCAGAUGACGAGGACCCCCAUGAAUGCCAAAGGUGCGACUGCAAUGGGCACUCAGAGACGUGUCACUUCGACCCAGCUGUGUUUGCCGCCAGCCAGGGGGUACAUGGAGGUGUGUGUGACAACUGCCGGGACCACACCGAGGGCAGGAACUGUGAGCGGUGUCAGCUGCACUAUUUCCGGAACCGGCGUCCUGGUGCUCCCAUUCAGGAGACCUGCAUCCCCUGCGAAUGUGAUCCGGAUGGGGCAGUGCCGGGCGCUCCCUGUGACCCAGUGACCGGGCAGUGCGUGUGCAAGGAGCACGUGCAGGGGGAGCGCUGUGACCUGUGCAAGCCAGGAUUUACAGGACUCACCUACGCCAACCCGCAGGGUUGCCACCGCUGUGACUGCAGCAUCCUGGGGUCCCGGCGGGACAUGCCAUGUGACGAGGAGAGUGGGCGCUGCCUGUGCCUGCCCCAUGUGGUGGGCCCCAAAUGUGACCAGUGUGCUCCCCGCCACUGGAAGCUGGCCAGCGGUCGGGGCUGUGAGCCAUGUGCCUGCGACCCCUACAACUCCCUCAGCCCCCAGUGCAACCAGUUCACAGGGCAGUGCCCUUGUCGGGAAGGGUUUGAUGGCCUGACCUGCAGUGCUGCAGCAAUCCGCCAGUGUCCCGACAGGACCUAUGGAGACGCAGCGGGAUGCCGAGCCUGUGACUGUGACUUCCGGGGAACUGAGGGCCCAGGCUGUGACAAGGCCUCAGGCCGCUGCCUCUGCCGCCCUGGCUUGACCGGGCCCCGCUGUGGCCAGUGCCAGCGAGGCUACUGUGACCGCUACCCGGUAUGCGUGGCCUGCCACCCUUGCUUCCAGAUUUACGACGCCAACCUCCGGGAGCAAGCCCGACGCCUCAGUGGCCUCCGAAACGCCACCACCAGCCUGUGGUCGGGGCCAGGCCUGGAGGACCACGGUCUGGCCUCUCGGAUCCAGGAUACAAAGAGCAAGAUUGAGCAGAUCCAAGCAAUUCUUGGCAGCACCUCAGUCACGGAGCAGGAAGUGGCCCAGGUGGCCAAUGCCAUCUUCUCCAUCAGGCAGACUCUUCAGGGCCUGCAGCUGGAUCUGCCCCUAGAGGAGGAGACCUUGUCCCUCCAGGGAGACCUGGAGAAUCUGGACAGAAGCUUCAAUCGCCUCCUCAUUAUGUAUCAGAACAAGAGGAAGCAGUUUGCAGAACUAAUCAGUGCCAAUCCUUCAGGAGCCUUCCGGAUGCUGACCGCAGCCUACCAGCGGUCAUCCCAGGCUGCUCAGCAGGUCUCUGACAGCUCCCGCCUGCUGCUCCGGCUCAGGGACAGCCGGAGAGAGGCAGAGGGGCUGGCGCAGCAGACAGAAGAAAGUAGGGGAGCUGGUGGCCCCCAACUUGUGGGCCUGAGGCUGGAGAUGGCUUCCUUGCCUGAUCUGACACCCACUAUCAACAAGCUCUGUGGGGGCUCCAGGCAGACGGCCUGUACCCCAAAAGCGUGCCCCGGUGAGCUGUGUCCCCGAGAUAACGGCACGGCCUGUGGCUCCCACUGCAGAGGCGCCCUCCCCAGGGCGGGCGGGGCCUUCCGGACGGCAGGGCAAGUGGUCGAGCAGCUUCGGGGCUUCAGUGCCCAGCUCCAGCAGACCAGGCAGAUGAUCAGGGCAGCCGAGGAAGUCGCCUUGCAGGUGCAAUCAGAUGCUCAGCGCCUGGAGACUCAGGUGACCACCAGCCGCUCCCAGAUGGAGGAAGAUGUCCGGCGCACGCGGCUCCUCAUCCAGCAGGUCCGGGACUUCCUCUCAGACCCUGACACUGACGCAGCUGCCAUCGAGGAGGUCAGCGAGGCCGUGCUGGCCCUGUGGCUGCCCACAGACUCUGCCACAGUCCUGCGGAAGAUGAAUGAGAUCCAGGCCAUUGCAGCUAGGCUGCCCAAUGUGGACCUGGUGCUGUCCCAGACCAAGCAGGACAUUGCUCGGGCUCGUAGGCUCCAGGCUGAGGCUGAGCAGGCCAGGAGCCGCGCCAACGCAGUGGAGGGCCAGGUGGAGGAUGUGGUGGGGAACCUGCAGCAGGGCACCGUGGCACUACAGGAAGCCCAGGACACCAUGCAAGGCACCAGCCGCUCCCUUCGGCUUAUCCAGGACAGAGUUGCUGAGGUUCAGCAGGUACUGGGGCCAGCAGAAAGACUGGUGACCAGCAUGACGGAGCAGCUGGGUAACUUCCGAGCACGGAUGGAGAAGCUCCGCCGCCAAGCCGGGCAGCAGCGGGCACAGGCAGCCCAGGCCCAGAAACUCGCGGAGGGCGCCAGCGAGCGGGCACUGAGUGCCCAAGAGGGAUUCGAGAGAAUAAAGCAAAAGUAUGCUGAGUUGAAGGACCGGUUGGGUCGGAGCCCCAUGCUGGGAGAGCAGGGCAGCCGGAUCUUGAGGGUCAAGACGGAGGCAGAGGAACUGUUUGGGGAGACCAUGGAGAUGAUGGACAGGAUGAAAGACAUGGAGCUGGAGCUGCAGCGGGGGAGCCAGGCCAUCGUGCUUCGCUCAGCGGACCUGACGGGGCUGGAGAAGCACGUGGAGCAGAUUCGUGACUACAUUAAUGGGCGUGUGCUCUACUACGCCACCUGCAAGUGAUGCUCCAGCUUCCAGCCCCUGCCCUCUUUGCUUUUGGGGGCCAGACGGGGUUGGAAUACUUUCCAGCUCAAGGAGACUUUUAUGCAGCCUCCAGCACAGCCUGGACCACCCCUGGUGUGCAGCUGUUAAGAUUACUCUGGGCUGCAGCUGAGCCUGAGCGGAUGGGACAAAUACAUUUGAGGGACGGAGAUGGUGGAGGUGGGCCAUGUCGUUGUGACUAGGAGAUCUCAAGUGGAGGGAGCUUGGCUGGGCAGUGUCCUCGCCCUUCAUCCUCCAUUGAGGCCAAAUCCUGGACCAACACAAAAACUCCGCAAAAAGUGAUGUACAAAUGAAAAGCCCAAUAAAAAUCUUUGGAAAGAAACCUGGAGGUUCAAAGAGGGAAGAUGGUCUCUCUCCUCAUUAAGGAAACUUUUGUCACUUGCUUCUGUCUCCCAUUU